AUGGCGUCCAAAGAGUUCUGGAAGCCGUGCUACUCUUUCAUACUCCUCUUGCUUAUACACUAUUACUUGUUCCGGGAUGGCUUUUUCAAGUCGUUCGCUAUGUCCUACAUUGUCUACCUCUUCGUGGGAGGUUGGCGUUAUCAGCGCAUUGUGUUUCUAACGCUCCCACGUGAUCUGCGUGGUUUGCGAUGUUUAAUUAUGAUCAUGUACAACACAUAUUGGGCAAUUCUGACCCGCGAAACGUUUGGAGACAUGUGGAACCGAACAGUCCGCAAACGGGGCCGCGAUCGACCGGCUAUUUACUUCGAAGAUCAAGUGUGGACCUACGAUCAGGUGGACGGUUAUUCGAACAAAGUGGCCAAUCAUCUCAUUCAAGCAGGAUUUAAACGUGGAGAUAAAAUAUUUCUCUUAUUACAUUCCUCUCCUGCCUAUGUGGCGAUAUGGCUUGGAGCUGCCAAGGUCGGUGUAGCUGCGGCUUUAUUAAACUACAAUCUACGACAAGCAUCACUGGAGCAUUGCUUGAAUGCGGUGGACGCGAAAGCGAUUAUCGUGGGGACCACCCUGCGUGAUGCAUUCCUCGAAGUCAAGGGAGACAAGAGAUUCCCAGCCAGUAUGAUCUGGUACACAGAUGAGAAAAGUAGCACUCCAGAUUCCGCACAUGCCAUGACUACUUCAUCUAAGGAAAGUUGGGAUCAGAGGUUGGCUGCUACUCCAUCCACUCCUCCUCCGCCCUUGCCGCGAAUCAACAAUCGAAGAGAGCAUUUGAUUUAUGUGUACACAAGUGGGACCAGUGGUUUUCCGAAAGUCGGAAUGCUUGAAAAUGAAUGUAUUCGUCGUUAG
Echinostoma caproni is the source of this 840-nucleotide messenger RNA. NCBI's taxonomy places the organism in Eukaryota, Metazoa, Platyhelminthes, Trematoda, Plagiorchiida, Echinostomatidae. The record is from the annotation of a GenBank genome assembly.